Erythranthe guttata (spotted monkey flower) is the source of this 1518-nucleotide messenger RNA. Lineage: Eukaryota; Viridiplantae; Streptophyta; Magnoliopsida; Lamiales; Phrymaceae. The record is from RefSeq and is a predicted model, not a curated record.
UUAUGCUUGUAUCUAUGUAGGCGAAGAACCCUUGUUGCUAUUGGCACACAUGAUCUGGAUACGAUAGAAGGCCCUUUCACAUACGAGGCAUUACCACCACCGGAGAUAAACUUUAUUCCACUGAAACAGACGAAGAACUUCAGAGCUGAUGAACUAAUGCAAUUUUACAAGUCAGAUAUGAAAUUGAAGAAAUUCUUGCAUAUAAUUGAGAAUUCGCCGGUUUUCCCAGUCAUAUAUGAUCGUAGCAGAACUGUUUUGUCAUUGCCUCCAAUUAUUAAUGGUGCACAUUCCGCCAUUAGUUUGAAGACAAAGAAUGUCUUCAUUGAAUGCACUGCCACAGAUUUGACAAAAGCCAAUAUUGUUUUAAACACAAUGGUAACCAUGUUUUCAGUGUAUUGUGAAAGGAAGUUUGAGGUGGAGCCUGUUGAAGUCAUAUACGAUGAUGGAAAAUCAUACAUUUCCCCUGAUCUGUCUCUUUACCAAAUGAUGGUGAACUUAUCUUACAUCAGCAGUACAAUUGGAGUCUCUCUGCCAGCCCACGAGGUUGCUCGCUCGUUGAAUAAAAUGCAACUGCACGCAAAGCACUCUGUACUGGAAAAUAAUGAAACUGGUUUCACUAUAUCUGUUCCUCCGACAAGAAGUGACAUUCUUCAUCCUAUUGAUGUGGCUGAGGAUUUCGGAAUUUCUUAUGGCUACAAUGAAAUCCCCAAAAAAAAAAUUCCAUCCGUGAAGCCACAGAUAUUGAAUCAGUUCACUGAUCUUAUUAAAGAGGAGAUUGCCAUGGCUGGCUAUACUGAGGUCUUAUUAUUUAUAUUAUGUUCAUACAAAGAAAAUUUCACCAUGCUUAACCGGAAGGAUGACAAGUCAACUGCAGUAAUAAAUGGAAAUCCUCGUACUGCAGAGUUUGAGGUUUCUCGCACAAGCCUUAUGAACGGAAUAUUGAAAAGUAUUGGGCAUAAUAAAGACCACCCAAAACCAAUUAAAAUCUUUGAAGUGGGUGAUGUGGUGCUAUUAGAUGAGACGAAAGAUGUUGGUGCAUCAAAUCGUCGCCAUCUUGCAGCUGUAUAUUGUGGGGUUACCUCCGGAUUUGAGCUGAUACACGGUCUUGUGGAUAGAGUAAUGGAAGUGACUGGAAAUCCAUUUGUAUCACCUGGGGAUAAAACAGGCUACUACAUACUCAGUUCAAAUGAGCCCGAGUUUCUUCCAGGUAGACAAGCAAGCAUCAUAUACAAAGGAAAGCAAGUUGGCACUUUUGGAAUCGUGCACCCACAGGUGUUGGAUAAUUUUGGCAUUCCAGACCCAUGCUCCUAUAUGGAAGUCGACAUCGAGAGUUUCUUGUGAAAACACCAAAAACCCCCCCUAUUCAUUCAUCUAGAGAAAAAUACCAUUUAAAAUUCCUACUCCCGUCCUCUUUUGUCGUAUUUAAUCUCAGUUAUUUAUUUGAAUGAAGAAAGUAAAUACCAUACAAAUCUUGUUUCUGCUUUGCUUUAGCACUUGGAUGUGAACAAUAGUUUUUUU